GUGUAAUAGGUAUCCGUAUAAAUACCAACCAUUUCACAAGAUAGCUUCAAAUAAUUUGCUGGUUAUUGGUUUAAAAAGCUGAAUAUAUGAAUACAAAUUUUACUCUUAAAUGCCUGUUAGAAGUGCAGUAUUUAUAUACAAUAACAUAAAAAAUAAAGUUCUCAUUUAGUUUCUAAUGCGCCCAUUAUAACAUUCACAAGUGCCGACAAAAAUUAUUCGUGGUGGAAUCAAUUACGCUGGACAUUAUUUUUAUUGCACCAUCAAGUUCAAAGUCAUUAUUGCAUAUUCUAUAAUUUCGUUAGCAAGUCACUAUUGAGUUAUUGGACGCGAAACAAGGCAGUAGGUAGUGAAGUUACGCCAAUAAAGCAUCAAAAUUUCUUAAAAUUCCAAGUCAAUAAAAUUUGUUUAGUCAAUUUGUGUUGGCUGAACAUACACAUAAAUACGUUUUUCUACUCUUAAUUCUGGGACAGCAAUUAAGAUUUUGUGCAUUUUUUUCUAACACACUCGAGAAGCAAUUAGAGUGUGCCGAGGUAUUCCCCAUGCGCUUCACGCCCUUCACCUCAUACAUACAAAUAGUAAAAUAAAAAUAAAACAGGAAACGUAAAUUAAUUGAUGUCAGCUGCAUUUCUUUUAAAAAUUUGCGAAAGGGAGAAUUGAAAAAAGAACGAUUGAAAAUGUCAUUGGCUACGUCAAUUUUGCAUCAGUCGCAGAGCGACAGCGAUUAUACUUUGGGCCAAAAAGCAAUGGACAUAGAGGAACGCAAGUCAGAGAGCUUCUGGCUUUGGAAAUGGGUGUUUAAUUGGACCUCUAGUUCUCCCAUCAUGCUACGUGCAGUUGAAAAGAAAAUUUUGUCUUUCCUAAAAACGCCAUAUCGCGGCUUCUUUGUGGACAUCGGGCCGGCAAUCGGCGAAGCGGAUAAAAUAUGGACUGUCAGCCUAAAUACAGAUUCAAAAGAAGUGCCUUUGGUUAUGCUACACGGAUUGGGUGCUGGAGUAGCUUUGUGGGUUAUGAAUUUGGAUGCGCUUGCUAAAGAUCGUCCUGUUUACGCUAUGGAUGUGUUGGGCUUUGGCCGUAGUUCACGUCCAAACUUCUCCAACGAUGCUCUCGUUUGUGAAAAACAAUUUGUCAAGUCUGUGGAAGAGUGGCGACGAGAAAUGAAUAUAAACAGCAUGAUCUUAUUGGGCCAUUCGAUGGGCGGGUUUGUCGCCUCCAGUUAUGCUUUGUCUUAUCCCGAUAGAGUUAAUCAUCUCAUAUUAGCCGAUCCAUGGGGUUUUCCGGAAAAGCCAGCCGAUGGAACCAAUACCCGCCAACUACCACUUUGGGUACGUGCCAUAGCGUACGCACUAACACCACUGAAUCCACUAUGGGCAUUACGUGCUGCUGGACCGCUUGGUCAGUGGGUUGUGGAAAAAACGCGACCGGAUAUAAUGCGUAAAUUUUCUGCUGCUGUUGAAGAGGACAACAACCUAUUGCCACAUUAUAUACAUCAAUGCAAUGCACAAACACCAAGUGGUGAGUCGGCUUUUCACACGAUGAUGACGUCGUUCGGAUGGGCAAAACAUCCGAUGGUACAUCGCGCGAAAGAUGUGCGUGAAGGUAUUCCCAUAACUUUCAUAUAUGGUUCGCGUUCGUGGAUUGAUUCGUCUUCGGGGGAAAAGAUUAAAGCCCAGAGGCCGGAUUCGAGGGUAGAUAUUAAAAUGGUGAGCGGUGCGGGACAUCAUGUGUAUGCAGAUAAACCAGACGUUUUUAAUAGAUACGUUAACGAAGCCUGCAAAAUAUUUAGCAAAGACUCUGAUCUACGAGAUUCAACAGAAUCCGAUGAAGAACAGAAGAGUACAUCAGCACAUGUUGAAGCGCGCCAACAGCAGGAACUAAAUUCGGAGAAUACGGUGCCCGGGAACCAACAACAAACAGACGAAGUGGUGACAAACAUUAAACCGCAAUAGUACUCUAAUUAAUUGACAAUUAGUCACACGGCACACACUUUAUACCUGCAGUCAGUUUAAUUUUUAACCUAUCUGUUUUAGUCAAUAAAUAGAACAUAGUAUUAGCCCAAAUAUUUUAACGAAAUGUUUAAUGUGCUCAGCAGGAAACUUUUACUGCUGUUCUACGUAACAAUAAUAUUUUGACCAAGAAUAAAAAGUAUUCAUUGGAGGCAAUGUAAA
This is a messenger RNA of Anastrepha ludens (Mexican fruit fly), 2165 nucleotides long. RefSeq names its product (Lyso)-N-acylphosphatidylethanolamine lipase (gene puml). The record is from RefSeq and is a predicted model, not a curated record. The coding region runs from base 675 to 1946 and encodes 423 amino acids. The transcript has 2 exons. Lineage: Eukaryota; Metazoa; Arthropoda; Insecta; Diptera; Tephritidae. Gene Ontology annotation, cellular component: lipid droplet.